Cherax quadricarinatus is the source of this 1703-nucleotide messenger RNA. The record is from RefSeq and is a predicted model, not a curated record. NCBI's taxonomy places the organism in Eukaryota, Metazoa, Arthropoda, Malacostraca, Decapoda, Parastacidae.
AUGGACCCCAAUGGAAAUAAGGACCUCGACAGAAACACAGACCCCAAUGGAAAUAAGGACCUAAUAGAAAUAAGUAAGGAUUCCAAUGGUCGUAAGGCUACGAAGGGUGGAAGUGGAGGAAGCAGUUCAGUCACUUGGCCCAACCUUAAGGACCAGGAGGCUGUCCAGAAGUUUUUCCUUUCUCAGGUUCAAGCUGGGGAAGAGCUACUUGCACAGGGAGAAAUCGAGUCUGGUGUGGAGCACCUGAGUCGUGCUGUAGCAGUGUGCGGACAGCCUCAGCAGCUGUUACAGGUGCUCCAACAGACCCUUCCUCCCCAGGUUUUCCAGUUGCUGCUUCACAAACUUCCAGCAAUUGGCGAGAGCAUACUGCAGGCAGCCGGUGGAUCCAAAGUAACCGAGGAGGAUGUGGAGUGAGGACUGCUCUACCUAGCCUUGAAGUGUAAAUUACUCUGGACUUGUAUGUGAUGAGUGGAUUUUGUUGUAAAAUGAAAGUGUGUUAUACAUCUGUCUUUGCCUUUCACUUUACACUUAAAGCUCUCUGUUGUAGACUCAAACUGUGUUCCCAUAAGUUAUUUAUGGACAUUUUUGUUACUUACGAUCCAACUAAACAGAUGAGCCAUAUAAUGCCUCGGAGUGUUCUGUUUAUUUUCAAUAUUUUUUUUUCUAAACUAUAGUUAUAUAUUUCCACAAUACUAUUUGUUAUUACUGUUUAAAUCUAUACAGGAAAUUGGUUAUAUAAAGGUUUUAUGGAUGAAGAGUUGUGAAGCAUUGAAUUUCUCUUUCUUAAGACACCAAAUAUUCAACUACAAUUUUCUUUUGUUCUGAUGCAUUAUGCAGCUUUCCGUAUAUUUCUCAUAAGUCGUAUACAUUGAUUUUCUUUAUUACUGAGGAAGCAGUAAAUUGUGUGUUCACUAGUACAUGUCUUCAACUGCUGGUGUCUCAUUCUUUACCCGUAUGAAAAACUUUAAGACUUUUUUUUUUUGUUUUCUCAUCUUCAGUAUAUGGAUUUAUGGAAUGUCAGGUUGCCAGAGGAUGUUUAUAAUAAAUAUUUUUUCAACGUGUGCUUUACUAUAAGUACUCUACUGCCAGCACUGGCCUUUUUAACAGGUGGAAUUUCUAUGUGCCUGUGAUCUGAGAAUUGUCGUGAGGCUCAGUUCUUCUUUAGGUUGUUUUUCUGCUAGUUUUGCUGCUCCUGGUAGUAAAAGGAAAAUUGUGUGUGUUUUCAUUAUGUUGAAUACAGUGUGAGUUUUUGUUAAAUUUUAAGAGGUGUAUUAAAUAGUGUGUGUAACAUUAGUUUCUGUAAUAAAAUAUCGGAGGUGAUUUAUUGCAUCAGCACAACCCCCCUCCCCCUCCCCCUUUUUUGUGUGUAUCUGUACUCUUGCUUCAUUACCAGUAAUAUUGCAUCAUUAACAAUUUUAUUUAAUCUUAGCAGUGAUAAUAAUGCAUUUCUAGCAGGAACUUGUCCUAGUGUCAUUGUCUCAUAACAGGUUCAGUUUCCCUGGGUUAUCACAGUAUACUGCUAAAUGGCGAAGUUAAUAUAUUUUUUCUCACUGUGAAACAAAUAUUUUGAGUAAAUAUUGAAGUGAUUUGGGUAAUAUGUACCAUGUCUUUUAUGAAAUUCAAAAGUUAUGAAUGCUACCUAAGGCAUUCCGUGGGAGCCCUGUACAUAAAUUAUUAAUUUAAGGAAAAUAAAGUUUUUUAUA